Molecule: messenger RNA, 4424 nt
Organism: Bufo bufo (common toad)
Lineage: Eukaryota; Metazoa; Chordata; Amphibia; Anura; Bufonidae
Gene: GGA3
Product: golgi associated, gamma adaptin ear containing, ARF binding protein 3
Exons: 17
Coding region: 96-2228 (710 amino acids)
Biological process (GO): vesicle-mediated transport; intracellular protein transport
Cellular component (GO): trans-Golgi network
Molecular function (GO): small GTPase binding; phosphatidylinositol binding; ubiquitin binding
Source: RefSeq, a predicted model, not a curated record
CGGCCCCUUCCGCAGGCGGAAUCUCGCGAGAACUGUGAUCAGUACAGGGUCCCUGGAAGUCUCCGCGGGAGAGGGGCGGGGUCUCCGCUGGCAUCAUGGCGGACAGUGACGGGGAGACCCUGGAGUCCUGGCUGAAUAAAGCCACAAAUCCCUGUAACCGCCAGGAGGACUGGGAGUAUAUUAUUAGCUUCUGCGACCAGAUCAACAAGGAGCUCGAAGGUCCACAGAUCUCAGUCAGACUCUUGGCUCAUAAGAUCCAGUCCCCGCAGGAAUGGGAAGCACUGCAGGCCCUCACCGUUUUGGAAGCCUGCAUGAAGAACUGCGGGAGAAGGUUUCACAGCGAGGUUGGCAAAUUUCGCUUUUUGAAUGAGCUGAUUAAGGUCGUAUCUCCAAAGUACCUGGGAGACAGGGUGUCCGAGAAGGUGAAGAGCAAGGUUGUAGGCCUGUUAUACAGCUGGACGGUGGCUCUUCCCGAGGAGAGUAAAAUAAAGGAUGCGUACCAGAUGCUGAAGAGACAAGGAAUUGUGCUUGCUGAUCCUGUGAUCCCAGCGGAUCGAACAUUGAUCCCGUCACCUCCAGUGCGACCCAAAAAUCCAAUUUUUGACGAUGAAGAGAGGUCUAAGCUGUUAGCCCGGCUGUUGAAAAGUAAAAACCCAGAUGAUCUCCAGGAAGCAAACCAGCUGAUUAAAUCCAUGGUGAAGGAGGACGAGGUGAGAAUGCAGAGGGUGAGUAAGAGAGUCCACACCCUGGAAGAAGUGGAGAACAACGUGAAGCUGCUGCAGGAAAUGCUGACGCAUUACAGCAAAGACGAGUCCUCCGAGGGGGACAAGGAGCUUAUGAAGGAGUUGUUUGAAAGAUGCGAGAGCAAGAGACUCACCCUGUUCAAAAUGGCCAGCGAGACGGAGGAUAAUGACAGCAGCCUUGUCGACAUUCUCCAAGCCAGUGACAACCUGUCUCGUGCCAUCAAUAUGUACAAGAAGCUUGUAGAAGGCCAAGACAUCAAUGGUGAUCUGGAACUUCCAGAGAUAACGAACAAUAACGAAUUGACGGAGUCAAGCACCAGUCUACCCACUCUAAUCGAUCUGGCAGGAUUUGAGUCCACAAGUCCACCUGAAGACCCAAAGCCACUUCCAAAUGCGGCAGAACAGCCAUCUGCAUUGAUCCCCAUCCUCCCUCCUCCUCCACUUGUACCCACACAGUCCAGACCUCCUCACCCUUCUCUGGAUCACCUUCUUACUACCAUGAACAGUGCGUCCAACUCCCUAUGCUUACUCGAUGAAGAGCUUCUACAUCUAGGUAUUGAUGAUCCACCAUCAAGUGCAGCAAUAGAAUCAUCUUCCAGCUCCAAGUUGGACAUAUUCCAGGUGGACUGCAAAGAAAUAGAUUUUUUCACAAGGCCGUCACUUGAUCCACUUACCUCAACCUCUACCCCAUUAUUGGCACAACCAGUAAUACCCAUGGGAUCGGUUAAUUCCUACUCCUCACCUACUACCUAUACUACUGUAUUUAGUACUACUACUACUAUAGAAGUGCCCUCAACUGCCCCACUUAUAGGUGGCAUCAAACUACAUGAGCUUGAAGUGCUUGGGCAGCAACUUUUGGAGGAAGCAAAGGGAGCAUCAAGUAAGGCUUCAGCUUCUGCUACCGUUCCCAGCACAAUACCGACAGUGCAGCCUCCAAAUGCUGUUGGAGCUAUGGUUUCUGCACCGUCACUUGGCUCCUUGCCUGUUGCUCCUAGUAGUCCACUUUUCCUAUCGCAUCAGCAGGAAAGUCCUCAGAAAGGCUCCUAUAUAUCCCUCUCCAAUGUGACUGUACCUUUGGAAUCCAUUAGACCCAGUUCCCUCCUCCCUCUCACUGCUUAUGACAAGAAUGGCUUUCGUAUACUGCUGCACUUUGCUAAGGAUUGCCCUCCAGAUCGUCCCGAUGUCCUGGUGGUCAUCAUCUCGAUGAUUAAUACCGCCCCACUGCCAAUCCGAAAUAUUCUCUUUCAGGCAGCGGUUCCGAAGACAAUGAAGGUGAAGUUGCAGCCGGCAUCCGGGACAGACUUGGCAGCGUUCAAUCCUAUCCUGCCCCCAGCAUCUAUUACACAAGUCAUGCUACUGGCAAACCCUCUGAAGGAUAAAGUGCGGCUUAGGUAUAAACUGUCCUUUGCACUCGGAGAGGAAUCCAGCACUGAGGUGGGGGAAGUGGACCAGUUCCCGGACACUGAUCAAUGGGGAAAACUAUGACCCGAGAUUUCUAUUUUCUAAUUCAGACUGUGAUACUGAAUGUGCGGUGACCUUGCUUCUGAGUUCAGGUGGUUUACAGAACCCAUAGGCACUGGCAGUGGAAUAACUAGACUCGGAGGCAGCAAGUAACAGGGACCCUCUCAGCACUUUACUCUCAUCACCCAUUAGGGCUCUUCUUGCUGCUCUCGUCAUUACACUGACACCCAGUAUAAACCUUAUCUAGAGACUUGGGACCAGACUUUCAGAUGGACCUGUUAUUUCUGUAUACAGUAUUAUGCUUAUUUAUUAUAGAAACAAGUCUGCAUCAUUAAAUGUCAAAAUCAAAUUUAGAUCCACCUCUCCUACUUUAAUAGUCAGCUCAUAGUACAUCUUCAAAAACAUACGACAUGAACAGCCAUAGAAACGAGCUAAAGAUUGGCUUUAGCUUAAAGUGUUCCUUUAAGUCCUGAAACGGUUUCUUUAAAGGUUAGGGACACCUUCGGGGCAACUUUUUUUUACGAUUGCAUUUUACUCAUUUUGGGCUAAAAAUAAUUUUUUUCAUUUGGUCUUUAUUGAAAAAUUUUCAGAAGUUUAUGUAGUACAUGUAGUUAAAAUAAAUCAGUCUGUUUCUAGACUGUCCCUCCUAAGUUCCGUCAGCUCAUGUGAAGCCUUAUCUCUGAUCUCCUGAACUCAUAAACCCUCAUUAUAGCUAAGCUCUUAUUAAACUUAUAAGAAUGACUUGAAUGUAUAUAUCACCUAUCAAAGAAACAAGGCACGCUGCUACAACUCAAGAUAUAUUUAUUGAAUUCUCAAUUAAAAUACAUAAAAUCAAGGGGAAGUACAUGCACUGAAAUGACAAACAUCAAGGUGGUACAGGUAUCAAAUAAAAUGACUGCGCAAGAAUUACCAUUAUAGUACAUUAUAGUGAGUCAUGGGGCUAGAAAGUCAUAGUAAAAAUACUAAGUGCAUGCAGUAAUUGUGCAAAAAUGCAUACCAUCUAACCGCUAUUGCAUAUAGAAAAAAAAUGUGCUACAGCAAGUGGCACAUACAUAAAGAAUCAAUAACCAUGGUGAAAAACCAAAGGAUUGCAUAGAACACUGGUCGAAGAAGUAUCAUGAAUUGUAUAACUGAGUAACAAUAGCAAUAGACAUAUACCUACCACACUUGGAAUAAUUUCAGUGUAUUUUCUCUCCCUUGAUUUUAUGCAAUUUAUGUAUUUUAAUUGAGACUUCAAUAAAUAUAAUUAUAUUUUAAGUUGUGCUACUGUGCCUUGUCUUUUUCAUAGGUGAUACCUAAGAUAAAGAGGCCAGCGUUAAAACUAAAAACUCCGCUGGAAGGAGAUCUGACAGAUUUAUUAAGAGACGCAUGCCUGUUAAUAAAUUUGUUGCAUUUUUCUGCUGUAUCUGCACCAGAAACUGGAAUCUACUGUAGGCAGGAGCUGGCGUAGAUCCCUUGUGUAAUGUGCAGCAGAUUUCUGGAGCACAUGUUAAAUGAGACAGGGUAUGGAGGUCCCGCUCACUUUUUGGAAAAGUGGCGAGGGUGUUGGAAAAAGCUAAAAAGUCACAAACUGCCACUUGUGACAAAAUUUGCAACUUUUCUACGCCAGAAAACUGGUGUAGACCAAUAGUAAACCCCCAAUGUCUUAAGAUAAUGUUCACCACUCCACCUGUCUCAUAUCUGGGGAGACUGCUUCUGUUCUAUGUUAAAGACCGAUAAAGCACUGACCAAAAUUCAGUGGUAGUCAACACUCCAUAUAAGAAAUGUAUCAGGGUGAGGUCACAAAUGCAGAUUUAAACUCCUUUGUAAGUAGUGUAUUUUCUUCCUUGGGACCUAGAAGUUUAUUUUAUGAAGGCAAUUUAGAGACCAGGAGACAUCUGUCACAUUUGUUUCAACACCCAUUUCUCAAGAGAGAAACCAGUCCCCCUGUGCUGUGCCAUAAAGGAAUAAAACAUUGAGGUCGUCUUUUAGGAAAAGGAAAUGCAAUCUUGUAUUUUGCAAACUCAUUUUUAUCCGGACAAUUCUACUGUAGAGGAUCAAGCAGAUGGACGUCUCCAAGUCUUCUCAAGGCUCCCGACUGUGAAUUCUGGAAGUCCAACCGUUGUAAGACUGAAAAGUACUGUAAUGUUUGUUGUGUGAACAUGUCACCAAGUACAAAUCUAAAGUGUGACUGUUGGUUUAACUUUAGCAUGUUUAAUAAAGCCUUCGUCUUGUUUGUUC